Messenger RNA from Cotesia congregata, 3219 nucleotides. The record is from the annotation of a GenBank genome assembly. NCBI's taxonomy places the organism in Eukaryota, Metazoa, Arthropoda, Insecta, Hymenoptera, Braconidae.
AUGGUGGAGUUAUUCAUUAUUUUCUGUCACGCCUUGAGGAUUUGGAGGUGUAAAAAACCCGUAUUAAAGCCAGCAAAGUGCAAGAUAUGUAAACUCGCAUAUCACCCAAGUUGUGCAAAAGAAAUUACAAAAUCUAAAGUAACUACGUGUUGUGUAAACUCGUUCACCUCAUCCAUCUCACCACUUAAUAUUUCACAAAGUAGUCAAGUUCAAACAUCUAAACAACCAAUUCUUAGACCAUCGAGCUUCUCAGGGAGUAUACUUCGGAAAGCUUCACUGUCAAGCUAUAAAUCAACAAACUCGUCACCCAAAACACCACCUAUAUCAUCUAUCGAAGACGACGCUGUGUUUUUAUCGCCUAUACAAAUAACCUCCCCAUCAAUGAUGAAUACAGGUAGUAAGGAAAAUACGAUUGCAUUCCAGACACCAUCAGUGACUAGUGCUCAAAUGAUAUCAGGCCAGUCUACGUCUAACUCUCAUCCACCGCCAAGUCUACCUACGCAAACUCAAAUUUCUGAUGUGACACCAGAUUGGUCUAAAUUGUCGCUUGAUGACAAAAUUAAUAUGUUGUUAGAUAUGUCUUACAAAAAUACAAUAAGUAUUCAAACAGUAAACAUUAAUUUAAAUAAACACAGUGAAGAGAUCAAAAACUUAGCAGCAAAUCUAAAUGAAAACAAUAAUAAAAUUGUUAAGUUAUCAGAGGGCUUGAAUGAAGUACACUCAACUCUAACCGAAGUCACCAAAACUCAAGUUGAAUCUCAAAAGAAAAUUGCGGAGUUACAUACUAAACUCAAUGAAAACUCCACAAAGUGCCAAGAAAAUUCAAAUGCCAUCACACUUCUCAAAUCUACUAUUGAUUGUCUAACUGGUACUCCACUCUCUCAGUUUGCUACUGGAAAUCGCAUGUCAUCUCAAAUAUUGAUUUCUGGGAUUCCAAAUGACUCAAAUGAUAAACGAUCAAAUGAAGAAGUCGUUGAAAAAAUCUUUCAGAAACUAAAUAUUAUGAGUCUUACGAAUGACAUCCUGAAUAUCAGAGUAUUUAAUACAAAUAGGAGACAGAGUGAAUCAAACUCUACACCAACGUCUCGUUCCCUAAUACUAAAAUUGAAGUCUGCAGAUAUAUGUGAUCACAUCAUUGAUGUAAAACGUCGAUCGCCCAAACUCCUUGUCAAGGAUAUCUCAAACACGAAUGCUCAGACAAAUCACAACAAACCUGUUUACAUCUCUAAAUUCCUGCAUCCUGAUCUCUAUAAAUUCUUACAGAAAGUUAAAGGCAGAGCUAAACAAUUAAAAAUCAAAUAUGUCUGGACUUACCACGGCAAUGUUUAUGCUAAGAAAGAUGAUGACUCUCCUAGGACACAAUCCAGAGAUAAACUCACUGUUACAAAUUCAUCAAUAAAUGUUCUAAACCUAAAUAUAAACAGUUAUUUAGCUCAUUUAGCCCAGUUUGAAGCGCUGGUUGAUGAAUUAAAACCUCAUAUCAUCAAAGUAGUUGAAACAUGGCUAACUCCUGAUGCCUAUAUCUCUUUUAGUGACUACACGAUUCUUCGUCGUGAUAGAGGUCUUUUAAACACAAAUGGUCAUUACAUUAGAGGUGGUGGUGUAGCCUGCUUUGUACACAAUUCGUUAAAAUCUAAAUUACUUUAUUCAUCAGAAUCCCAGAACAUCAAUGAUCCUGAAUUUAUGAUCAUAGAUAUUAUUCCACCUACUGGGUCACACAUACUUUUAUCUUCAAUCUAUAGAAGACCUCAAGGGAAACUACUCGACAACUUCUUUGUCAAAUUUAGUAAAUACUAUCAACUUUAUAAAAAUAUUCUUAUUAUGGGAGAUUUAAACUGUGAUCUAUUGAAAACUGAACGUCCAGGUGAGCAUCUUAAAUCGUUCAUCUCAGAAUCUGGCCUUUAUUGCAUUCCUUUUGGACCUACUUUUCACACUACGGAAGUGGACUCCUGGCUAGACGUCAUUAUUAUUGAUAAUUUAGAUAAAUUAAACUCGUACGUAAAAUCAACAUCACCGUUUAUUGGUGGACAUGAUUAUCUUUAUUGUAAUUAUAAACUUGAACAGAAACCGACUAAUGAGAAACUAGUGACAUUUCGUGACUUUAAGAACUGUGAUCACGAUAAUCUGAGGAAUGACCUAAAUCAAAAGCUCUGUCUCUCGAACAUCAAUGUAAAUGAUACUCAACCAAAUGAUUUGGUAAACCAUUUUAUAAAUUCAGUCACCUAUUGUCUGGAUAAUAAUGCACCAUUCGAAACUAGGAAGUUAUGUCGUCCAAGUAGCCCAUGGUUCACCAAUGAGCUGAAAAGAGAUUUUCGUCAACGGGAUCAUCUAUACAAGCAGGCUCGUCGUUCUGGUAAUGCAAAUUUAUUAGCUCUGUACAAGAUCAAAAGGAAGGAAUUAAAAACAAAAUUAACUCUGAUUAGAGAUGCUUAUUUUAAACAAGUCCUGGAAAACUCUCCACAAGCUGAUAUUUGGUCAAACCUAAAACGUAUGGGGAUCAUCAAAGCAAAGAAAUCAUCUCCUCUUGAUCAUUUUGAGGCUGAUGAUUUAAAUAAUUAUUAUGCUGACAUCCUUAAGAAGCAUCCAUCUUGUUCUAGUGACUUUAUAAAUAAUCUGCCUAACAUUGCUCUAAGGAAAGUAAAUAGCAUCUUCAGAUGGACGCAAAUUGACAUAGUUGAUGUCUUAAAAAAUCUUCAAAUUGUUCUUCAGAAAUCAAAGGUUGACUGGGCAAAAGAAGUCGGUCUUGAAGUAAACUUUAGUAAAACUAAAGUUAUGAUACUUGGGAGCAAUAAAAAACUAAGAAAUCUGAACAACUGGGAUCUGCCUCAAAUUAUCAUUGAUGCUCACAUCACUCGUAAAGUUUAUGGUACAUUAAAUUGUCUAAAACACAGAAGAAACAUACUCUCUACUUCAACACGUAAACUACUAGUCAUGACUACUAUAAUUCCAAUUGUUAAAUACUGUUCCUUCGUUUUGAUUGACUUAUCCAAAAGGCUAGACUACAAACUUCAACCGGGUCAAAAUACAUUAAGUAAUCAUAUUUUGUACACCAACCUCAAAAUUUUACGAAAAGAUAAUUCAGCGUCUACACUAUUAUCUGAAGAGUCUGAAAUUUCCAAAUUAUUUAUUGAUUGGUGUGAAUUGAACAGAAUUCUUUUUGCGUUAGGCGAAAGAACGAAAGGAAUUGAAUUUAAAAAUACAACUAAUGAAUAUGAAUAG